This is a messenger RNA of Amyelois transitella, 2863 nucleotides long. RefSeq names its product transmembrane protein 245. NCBI's taxonomy places the organism in Eukaryota, Metazoa, Arthropoda, Insecta, Lepidoptera, Pyralidae. The coding region runs from base 154 to 2787 and encodes 877 amino acids. The record is from RefSeq and is a predicted model, not a curated record. The transcript has 13 exons.
UUGGUUAGAGUUUUGGUUUACCAAAUCAUAACAAGGACAACACCGGACCGAAAUAAAUAAAACUAUGAUCUCAUUACCUUACUAAUUUGACUCAUUCAUUUCUUUCUAUUAACUUUGUGAAAGUUUCUUAGUGUUCACCAUAAUUUUUAAGAAAUGCAACAGUCUCCGUUCGAGAAUAUUUUCAAUAUUAUAGGUGGCAUAACAGAGGGCAAUGAGAAACCCAUGAAACAUGGAUUUUAUAAUGCUUUUGCUUUAUUUAUACUAGCAGUAUGUUGUGCAGCUGUUUAUGUACUAUUUCUUAUCCUAGAACCAUUCUUCAAGCCUUUGUUUUGGGCUUUAUUGGUAGGUUCAAUACUGCAUCCCUUCAAGUAUAGACUCUCUCAAAAAUUGAAAACAUGGUUUGAGGAUCUGGAGAAAUCAAACACAUCUGUGAUAUUUGGAUUAAUGGUCAUACCAGUGAAUGUUGUUAACUUGGCAUCGGAUACUGUUGGGCAUCAGUUUAAAGAACAUUACAAGACUGUAAUAGGCCUGUUGCUGUCAAUUUUUGUGCUGCCAUGGCUGUACAACUCGGUGCCAAGAAGUUUUUCCUGCAUCUUCUGGCAGUUCACGAGUUUUAUCCGAUUCUCCACUACAAUGCUCAUAACCUUAUGCAGCUCCUAUAUUACUUUAACAAUAGUCCUGGCGUAUCUCAUAAGUGUGUUCACACUAUGGACACCGCAACGAGCCAUGAUGUUUCGAACCACUUCUGCUCUCCUUUGGCUUGUGAUCACGAGCUUCCUCGCUAGUCUGUGUGGCUCGUUCCAAGUUUAUGUGUUUGUGAUACUACAGACUAUAUGCAUUACAGGAUUCUUUUUGGAGGUUUUGGAUGUACACAAGAAAUUGUUAGUUCAUGAUCCAGAUGCCUCUAUGAUCACAGCAAUACAUGAAGUUUUCACUAAUGGUCAGAAAGAGGUCACACAAAAACUUAUUGAGGAUAAGUCUCAAGAAACUAGUCACCCAACUCCCAGUGACCAGGAGUCAACUCCUGAAAAAGAUACUCCAUCACCAAUCACCCCAGACCCGGUGCAAAGAGGAAGCUGGUCUACCGCUGAACCCACACAAAGCUCACCAAGGCAUAAUGUUAAAAAGUUAUACAAAACAAAAACAUUGUCUGAUCUACCCAUUGGUAAAAUGAAGUCAGCGUACGAAAACAGGUUGAUUGCAGCUUUUAAGCAAAGAUCUCUAGAUGAGAAUUAUAUGAAAAAUAAUUUCAAUAAUGAUGAAGAAACUGCCUUGUAUUUUAAAUUAUUGUUCUUUGGAUGUUUCUGUAUGUUGGUAUUCAAACACAUAUGGCUGUUGCCUGUUCUCUUAUUCUUUCUGGCUAUACAUGUUUUGAAGAGGCUGCUGGAGUAUUUCGGAGUUUGGUUGUUCUUUGAAAACCAAUACAAUAAUGUUAUGGGAAAAAUUAAGAACUGGUGGAAUCAAAGAGAAUCAGCGUUAGUCCCAGCGCACAUUCGCGGCGUCGGUAAAAUGAUGUCAAUAUGCAAUAAUAGCAUGCGAGAGAUGGGCUAUGGCUCAGUGGACACUGUCUCUAGUUGCUUCGUCAUCAUUGGACUCAUAUUGUUUCUCACUGUCGCCAUCAUAUUUAUAUGUAUACAGAUAUAUUCGGAAGCAAUAGUAGUGGUGCAAUUAAGCGGUAGUUUACUCAACAGUACUUUUGUACAAAAUAGCGAGCUGCACGCAUAUCUACCUGAAGGCUGGGAGGAGAAACUAGACUCGCUUAUUGACAACGCCUAUACCUACGGGAGGGAAGGAAUCUCUACAGCGGUCAAGAGUAUACUUAAAGAGGGUGAUCCUGAGAAGAUUGCUCGCGUGGAGCAGCAAAUCCUGGAGAUUUGGGACCGCGUAUACCAGAGCUGGGUUUCUGGGCACUUCACCUCACCAGUGGGGCCUCAGGUCGACGGCACCGCCAUACAGGAUUCCUGGGAGAACUUCGUCAAUGAUUUCACUAAAACACCAGGUCUAUUCGAUUACUCUGGGCUGGUAUCGUGGGUUCAGGCUAACGUGGGUACGCUUAGUGCUAUAGCGAGCAGCAUAUGGGCCCCACUGGCGAGCAACGUGUCUCUCCUGGCCGGUUCCGUGGGAGCGUUCACAUCACUAUUGCUGUGCGGAGGUGGCGCCAUCAUUAACAUGUUUAUCAAUUUGGUGGUGUUCUUCACGACUCUCUUCUACCUGCUUGCAUCCAGCAACGCUUUAUACAAACCCGUGGAAGUCAUCACACAAGUACAGCCCAACUUCGGACCGAGGCUCGGGAUAGCUCUCUCUGUUGCGAUUAAUCAGGUUUUCAGGGCCUCAUUCAAAAUGGCAUUAUUCUACGGGCUAUGGACAUGGCUAGUCCACAAUCUGUUUGGCGCUAAAGUCGUAUAUCUGCCAUCAGUACUUGCAGCAGUGUUGGGCGCUGCGCCCUUCCUCGGUCCUUACUUAGCGGGAAUUCCUGCUGCUUUGGACGUAUGGCUACAAGGCCGGCCAAUGAUGGCACUCCUGCUUCCUAUAGCACAAGCGGCGCCUAUAGCCUUCCUUGAUGCGGCUGUAUACGCAGAAAUAAAGGAUGGAGGCCACCCGUACGUGACGGGUUUGGCCAUCGCGGGCGGUAUCUUCUACCUCGGCCCAGAAGGCGCGAUCCUCGGUCCACUGCUAUUGUGCUGCCUCAUGGUAGUCCUGAAUCUCUCCUCCGCCUUCCUUAGGGAUACUCCAUCAGAAGAAAGAGCGGCGUUGCACUCGAGAGCGAGGCUGGGUGUUUAUUUCUGACGGGCUUGCAUGGAAGACUAACGCUAAUACACUCAUUUUGUCUAUGAUUUGUAGGCAAUUAAUUUAUAUAUUAAUU